GAAAUAACAGUAAUUCUGCUUGUUCAAUUUGGUCGCCUGUUUAACCACUACACGUUACUUGAUUGUGCUCUUUCAUCUCCGAGAUGUCGAAACAGGUGACUGUUUACGAAAAUGACAUCAAUAACUCCAAACUACCACCAAAGAACACGGAAUUCUUUACGAUCCGGUUCAUUUACGCCAACGGCCACCGGAGAUGGGCACAAGUGCGGUUUGUAGAGUUCGAGGACGACUUCUUGAAGAGCUCUAUCUCGUCCAUAGCCUGUUGUCACGAGGCUGUAGUGGACAUUUUCGACGCUGCCAUCGAUCGUGCCCACAGUCGAUGUUAUGGAGAGGGCAAAUGGCUGAAAACACAACGACAAAGCUUGUCGCAUGACUCACCGAUUGGUACUUGCUCAGGCGCAGAGCGAAGCGCUCUCAAGGCACUGGGUAUUGCGUGCGGUAACAAGCGGCCACGAGAUGCCGAUGUCACCUGCGAGAAAGAACGAGCUCGAGAGGCCACAGGAAGCAAACGACCUCGCGUAUCUGCGAGCAUCUACAAUACACGUGUCAAUGAAGAGCCUCAGCUUAUCAACGUCACUGAGACCGACCAUACGAACAGUGAGGUCUUUGUCAAACGACUACAGGAGUUGAAGGACGAAGUGCGCAACUUGCCGAAAUACAUACGCCCCGUUACGGAUACCUCUGAAAAAAGCGCCUCUCACAAGAGUGCCCUUCGAAACAGCAACAAAUACUGUGAAAACAGGACUGCAUUUGAGAAGAAGUCGGGCGACAUUUCUAAAUGUCUUGAUGGUUUGAUCGAAUCUGCGCCAUAUCUGCAAAAGGACGUUGACGAUGUGAAGGCUCUCCUCUCAGGCGCAGUUGAAACGGCGUGUUUCGUGGAUGUCGUGAGAAGCAAUUGUUGUUGUUGUUGUUGUUGUAUUUAACGCCGUGGCGGCCGGGCUAGAGCCCUUACCGCAGACCUCCCGAAGGGUAUAUGGCGUGGAGGGCC
Colletotrichum godetiae is the source of this 988-nucleotide messenger RNA. RefSeq lists its product as uncharacterized. Lineage: Eukaryota; Fungi; Ascomycota; Sordariomycetes; Glomerellales; Glomerellaceae. The transcript has 2 exons. The coding region runs from base 84 to 923 and encodes 279 amino acids. The record is from RefSeq and is a predicted model, not a curated record.